This is a messenger RNA of Naegleria lovaniensis, 237 nucleotides long. RefSeq lists its product as uncharacterized. The record is from RefSeq and is a predicted model, not a curated record. The coding region runs from base 1 to 237 and encodes 78 amino acids. The transcript is spliced from 2 exons. Lineage: Eukaryota; Heterolobosea; Eutetramitea; Acrasida; Naegleriidae.
AUGGCCAAGAAAAAGACUUUUGGUGAUUGUCUUCCUUCCGUCGGAAUGGGUGCUCUUUCCGGUUUUUUAGUUGGAGGUGGUAUGGCAGGAAUUACCAUUCUCGGAUAUUCAUUACUGCCAUCAAUGAGAGGCAAUAGAGUAAAUUUCUUAAAAACUGUUGGAGUGAGAACUGUAUUACAAGGAGGAGGCGCUUUUGGAGCCAUCUUAGGCUUUGGUGGAUUAUUAAGAUGUAUUUAA